Frankliniella occidentalis (western flower thrips) is the source of this 2368-nucleotide messenger RNA. RefSeq names its product thioredoxin reductase-like selenoprotein T homolog CG3887 (gene SelT). The transcript is spliced from 4 exons. NCBI's taxonomy places the organism in Eukaryota, Metazoa, Arthropoda, Insecta, Thysanoptera, Thripidae. Gene Ontology annotation, molecular function: thioredoxin-disulfide reductase (NADPH) activity. Bases 45 to 677 code for a protein of 210 amino acids. Gene Ontology annotation, cellular component: endoplasmic reticulum membrane. The record is from RefSeq and is a predicted model, not a curated record. Gene Ontology annotation, biological process: cell redox homeostasis.
UCUGCUGGAGAGUGCCGACAGACGAGGCGAGACAAGCAACGAAAAUGGCUGACAUAGCGAGAUUUUCUUAUGUAUUUCUCUUUAUGUUAUGUGUAGGUUUAUCUAUUCGGGAUAUAGGUCUGUUUGCGGACUCCUCGAGUGAAAAAGAAAUUCCUACCAUAUCUAAAGCAGGAUUUAAAAACGUUGGUCCAACUCUAAGAUUCCAUUAUUGUUAUUCCUGUGGCUACCGAAAAGUUUUUGACGACUAUGUCAACAUUAUCCAGCAAAAGUACCCUGAGAUCUCUGUCCUUGGUGCUAACUAUGAUCCCCCGGGAUUGUCUCUCCAGUUUGCUCGAUUUUUGAGCAUAGCAAAAAUGGUUAUUAUGUUUGCUAUUAUGACUGGAACCAAUCCGUUCCGGUUCUUUGGAAAUGCAAAUGCUCCUCCACCAGGCUGGUGGACAUGGUGUGUGGAAAACAAGGUUUACUCGUGCCUCAUGUGUUUCUUCCUUACCAACGCGAUUGAGGGUCAAAUGAUGUCAACAGGAGCUUUUGAAAUUUCUCUUGAUGAUAUGCCAGUGUGGUCUAAAUUGGAGACCGGUCGAAUUCCACAGCCCCCAGAGCUUUUCCAGAUUAUUGAUAACCACCUGGGCCUUCAGUUUGAUAGCAAACUGGGUCUCACUACAGGUUUCACAAAGUGAUAGGUGCUUUUUUUGUUUUUACUGCAAAGAAAAAUAUUUUAUAGUUGGUUUAGAAAUUAUUUUUUCUUCAAUUGUACUGUUUUGAGUCAAAUUUCAUUUAUCAUUUUAAUUUGCAUUCCAAGCAACCUGGUUUCUUCAAAGUCAUUCUUUGGUUACUUAUUUGAAACCACUUAAAGUAUUGGUUCUUGCACAUUUCAUGAAAAAGUGUUUGUGAAAGAUACACCAAAAUGUGUGUAAGUGUAGGUGUAAAAUAUUGAAAGAUCAACUUUGGGUCAUUGGCGUUAGGUCAGUGAUGAUUUUUAUGGCUAAUGUAAAAACAAAUUACUGUCUUAAUGAAUUUGGUGUGACUGCUGCCCAUCUGCUUAACUUCAUCUAUCUUAUCAUCAAAGUACAUUAGGAAAAUUAUCUUUUUCCCAUCUGAUUACAUAUUUAGUACAGUGUGAUGUCCAUACAAAGCUUAAUACUUAUACUUGCUUAAGGCUUCAUUUUGCAUUGACAUCAAGUCUAUCUACCUAUCUAUGUACUCUGCUCAAGGUUCAGAAGACCACAUUGUAAUGUUCUGCAGCUUUUUAGGACAUGUCACAUUCCUCCUGUUUGUUUCACCCGAAUCAUUUAUUUUCAGAAAGAGUAAUCUAAAAGAUUUCAUUGCCAUUUACAUUCAUACUUAGCUUACUGUUGAAAGUGAGUUUAUGCUAGGUUUCAGCUUUAAGUUUGCCCCUCUGCCUCAUCUUCCCUUAACACAAAUAUUUAGUAUGGUUACCUAUGUAUAAUUUAGCAAUAGAAAAAUCUGUAUGUCAACAGUAUCUGAAGUGAAUCAUUGGGCCCACUGUUUCAACUUGUGUUGAAAAUAUUAUUAAGAAUAUACUGUAUGUUUAGUCUCAAGCUUUUCAUUUCUUAUUCAUAUUUCUUAAUUAUUUUCCUCCAUAUUUGAAAGAAAAAUAAUUAUUUGUAUUCUGUAAGGGAGAAAAGAAAUAUGCCGGCUGCAUACUGCCUGUGAUAUGUAUUUUCUGUUGGAAUUAGCCAGCUCUUUGUUGCAGUUAUUUGAAAUAACUUCUCUAUAAAUGUCAACUAGAAAUAUGUAUUGAGAAACACUUAAUACAGCCUGAAUUUUCAUUAAUAUUGACAUUGUUUUUAUCUGAUGAGGCAGGAAGUUCUUUACAUUGUUAACUAAUAUUUCCAUAUCAUAUUCACAGUAUGCAAAACUAUAAAUUGUCAGGUAUGUGUAAUCAUCCCAACCCCUUCAUCAAACCUUAUUGUACUGAGUGUGUAUGUGUCUAAGUAUUUGUAACGUAAUACUCUGAAGCAGAUAUCGGCAAUACAUUAUCUUUUAUGAUGAUUUUGGGAACCUCUUAAGUUGAUUUGGUACUUCUACUUAUAGUUGUGUCAUUCAAACAUACAAAAACUCACCAACAAAUUUUGUCAUGAGUCAUGAGACCCGACUUUGUCUUAUGCUCAAAAUAGCUAGGUUCUCCACAAGAGUAGAGAUGUAAAGACUGAAUAAAUGGCUGCUUCAUUGUAUUGAUGUUACUGCUCAUCUCUCAAACAUAGUGCUAUAAAUCUGUGAAUUACAUUAGAAAUGUGAGCUUAAAACCUUGUUUUAGGAGCUCUUUGUAUACCUGAUCCAUAAUUGUAAAAUGUCCCAUACUAAAUGUUAGCUGUAUAGUUUAUGAAAUACAAUGAAUGAAUUAUGA